AUGCUUUGCGAGCAAGAAUUAGUCGAUAAACUUCAAUCAAUACAAACAUGGAUACCAUCGCUAAACUAUUACGGUGAUCCAAUAGGUGAACGGACAUUUCGGCAAGAACUAUGUCACUUUUUUCAGGAUGCUUUACAUCUUGAUAAUGAUGUACAGCUGACACCCGAUCGAAUGAUAAUAACUGGUGGAGCAGCUGGUGCUUUUAUCGUGUACAGUUAUAUGUUGACUGAUGUUAAUGAUGCUAUACUUGUACCAAGUCCAUAUUAUUCAUAUAUUGAUCAUAAUGUAUCAAUUUUGACUGAAAAUCAAAUCAUUCGAUGUCCUCUACUCAAUCAAAGCACAGGCAAAUUUCGAUUAUCGCGAGAAAUUUUUGAACACGGCUAUAUAGAAGCUCAAUCCAAGGGUCUCAAUCCACGUGCAAUCAUUCUCAUCAAUCCUAGCAAUCCUCUUGGCGAUAUUUAUGAUGAAAUGACAAUACGCCCUAUCUUUCAAUUUGCUGCCGAGAAACGCAUGCAUGUGAUCGUCGAUGAAAUCUAUGCAUUGAGCACAUUUGUUACUGAAUGUUUUCAAUCGAUUCUUAACUAUAAUUCAUCUUUGCCCGAUCCUGAUCGAACACAUUUCCUUUGGUCAUUUAGCAAAGAUUUUUCAUUAAGUGGUGCACGUGUUGGUAUUAUAUAUGCGGGUACAGCAGAAUUGUGUACUAAGGCGUCUAAAAUCAAUUUUGUUCUUGUUCCAUCACGCAAUAUUCAAUAUACAUUUGAACAAUUGAUAGCCAAUCGUGAAUGGAUACAUGCAUAUAUUGCACUCAAUCGACAACGACUUACCCAUCGAUAUAUUCAAGUGAAAUCAACACUUGAAACAAUUGAAGGUGUUAAAAUCCGUCAAUCGCAUGCGGGUUUCUUCAUUUGGGCAGAUCUACGUGAAUUGCUGCCUGACAAGGCAUCAUUUAAUGAUGAAAAACGACUCUUCGAGCAUCUGUUCAAUUGUGCAGGUGUGUUUGUAUUGCGUGGGCAUACAUUAGGUUGUACAGAGCCUGGAUGGUUUCGAUUCAUUUUCUCAGUGAAUGACACAAUAAUGACUGAAGCAUUGAUGCGUAUUGAAAAGGCACUAACACAGACCUAUUGUUCCCAUUUUUCUAUUUAA
Rotaria sordida is the source of this 1143-nucleotide messenger RNA. NCBI's taxonomy places the organism in Eukaryota, Metazoa, Rotifera, Eurotatoria, Philodinida, Philodinidae. The record is from the annotation of a GenBank genome assembly.